This is a messenger RNA of Saprolegnia diclina VS20, 2639 nucleotides long. RefSeq lists its product as hypothetical. Gene Ontology annotation, molecular function: metal ion binding. The transcript is spliced from 2 exons. The record is from RefSeq and is a predicted model, not a curated record. Lineage: Eukaryota; Oomycota; Saprolegniomycetes; Saprolegniales; Saprolegniaceae. Bases 77 to 2536 code for a protein of 819 amino acids.
GGAAGAUCCGCCCGUCGCCAUCUUCGAACGCCGACCUGGCGUAGCCGCACUAUUCUGCGAUUGUUCCCGACGAUCGAUGCAGACGCUCAUGUCGCUUCGGUCCAUGACCUCGUCCAACGAGAGCGACGAAGACCCGGCGUUGGCAGCUGCAUGCGACGGUGACGAGAUCCUCCUCGACCCCAACCGGUUUGUCCAGCGCAGCCAGUGGGUGCCGCACAGUGCGCGUAAGCAGUGCCUCGUAUGCGCGCGCGACUUUACGCUCUGGCGCAAGAAGCACACGUGCCGCAUGUGCGGCGACGUCGUUUGCAGCCGCUGCUCGAUGCACAAGCGAGUCGAUCUCCCGCUGAUCGAAAACAAGUUUCGCGUUUGCACGUGCUGCUUCUUUGCCUACCGCCAAGGCCUCAAGCCUACGGCGCCAUCGACCCUGCGCUGGCGCAAUGACGACAUCCGCGCCGAACUGCUCGCGAUGGACACGACAACAGUGACGAAGCUCACUCCGGACGCUACCGUCUUGUACGAGCCAGCACCGGUUCUCCUCUAUGAUCCCGCGCUGGACGAUGAGUGUACGAUGUCGCGACCGGGAAGCAACGAAUGCGAUGACAGCUCGGACGCCUCCAUGACACUCGACGAUAUUUUGGACGAGGAAGACGCGGCCAUGAACGCCCGGGAGCUCGAGCUUGAAGCUCAGGUACAAGCAAGUCGUCUCCGCGUCCAAGAGCUCGAGUCCAAGAUUGCGUUGCAAGCGUCCAAGCAAGACUUGACGUUGCAGCAACAGCACGAGCUCCAAGAAGCCCGCAAGCUCAUCGUUGAGCUCACGCGACAGCUCAAGGCGCAAGAAGAUCAAGUCCAGCUACGCAUGACGUUUCGUGAAAGCUUGUGUGUGGAACCAAGCACGCAACGGUCGCGGCGAAUGAGCGGCCCGACGCCGCAGCAGCGGCUUAAAGAAGAUCUCCAGCUCUCGACAGACACGGUGAAAUUGCGUCGACGGCUGCAGAAGAUGGAGCGGCAGCUCAAGCAAGCCGGCAUCAAUGUGGCCGAAGACAUCCCGUACGACGAAGCCAAGGAAAAAGUCGCCGAGAUCUCAGCGCGCCUGCAGGAGAUCGGGUCGUCCGAGAUCGUUUGCGACGACAAGCAACUGCAAGCAGCGCUUCGUAAAGAGUACUUUCGACUUGAGCAGGACAUGGAGCGCUACAACACGGCGCUUAUGAUGACGGACGAGUACAUGGAAGCUGAGCGCCAGAAGGAGCUACAGUGGGAGCUGCAGCACUGCGCCACAAACGAAGCCGCGCUGCGGCAGCUCCGGUGCUGCAUGCCGGUCAACCUCUCGGUGCUCACGGAGAAGGAUUUGUCGGCGUGCAUCGGCCCUGAUUUGGCCAAGAAGCUCAAGCGCACCAACGUUCUACAGCUACUGCGCGUGGACCCCAAGACGAUCACGCGUAUGCACCCUAGUGUCAUCGAAGCCUACCGUCUCACGGGCCUCAGCGUUCUCGAGCGUCGAGCGCUACACGUUGUGCUCGCCACGCCUGCCGCCGAGUGGAAGAAGCAAGCGACGUCCGAUGAACUCUCGGCGCGGAAGCUCGCCUGGUUCAAGAAGCUUCACGACGCGCUCGUUGAUGGCAUCGGCCAGCUCGAGCUGCACAAGACUUCCACUCACGACUGCGGUCGGCGCCAGCAGUGCCCAGCGGUCGUCGAAUUAAAAGCGGAGGCUUUGUAUACACGGCCCACGUCGAGUGUACCGUACCCCGCCGACGCCGUGUACUUUGUCCAAGACGUUGUGAAGAGUGAUCCGGACGGGGCAGGCGAGAAGGCGCUUGCUGAAGUGCGCAAUCAAAUUCUGCUUGACCGCCGACAAAAGGAGCUCAAGGCCCACUAUGGCAACUUGCGCCUCGUGACGCAGGCGCUUGGUGCGAUGGACGAUCUAGACGCGGCGCUGAGUCGCUUCGCCACUGCCGAGGCGGCACUCGUGCAGCGCCAAUGCCUUGACCAAUGGUCUUCGCUGCUUCUAGACGCCCGGGACGUCGUGCUCAGCAUGGCCAAGCGCAGCGGCAUGCACCUCAGCGGGAAGCGCGAUCCUUCAAAGGACGAUAGCGACCCGCGCGCGACCGUCGAAGUUCACGUUGCCAUGGACGUUUUGCACUACGUGGAGGCGAUGCUUGAAGAGAUCGAAUUGGCGCUGCUCGUGGAGCCGACAUCGGGAGCACGAACGCGAAUCGUCGCGCAGCUCAAGGCCGUGCGUGACGUCAGCAGCGACCUCGGCGUCCGCAACCGGGCAAUUGCUCCGACAUACAGCGAGAAGACCACCCGCUUGAGCUGGAAGCAGCUGCAGGCGCCAGAUUCGGUUGCCGUAACGACGCAAGCACCGACAGCGCCAACUACUACAACUGCUCCAAGUACAACUCGUCCUGCAGUGAGCUUUCUCGAUGAAAUCAAGGCCAAGAAGGCAUCUGCCGCCAAGGCGCCGGUUGACAUGCUCGCUGCCAUCAAGGCCCGGCGACACAGCAAGCCAACAUUGCUCGACGUGCCCAACUCGGCUUAGGCUACUCCACAUUCAGAUCCGGCCAGAUGCAUGGCGUCUACAGCAGAUCAGAAUGUUAGAUAAAUGUGUUCGUGUUCUUAGUACAAGCGUCAUUGCUAAACCA